Messenger RNA from Pochonia chlamydosporia 170, 261 nucleotides. RefSeq lists its product as hypothetical. The transcript has a single exon. Bases 1 to 261 code for a protein of 86 amino acids. Gene Ontology annotation, molecular function: protein dimerization activity. Lineage: Eukaryota; Fungi; Ascomycota; Sordariomycetes; Hypocreales; Clavicipitaceae. The record is from RefSeq and is a predicted model, not a curated record.
AUGGCGCUAGAUCUUUUGUCAAUUCCAGCAAUGUCUGCCGAACCAGAACGCCUCUUCUCUGACACCAAGAUCACCCUCCAAGAUCGCAGAAAUAGGUUGGGAAUUGGCAUAAUUGAGGCAAUUGAGUGCAUAAAGUCCUGGUCAAAGACUCAUCUGGUGGCUUGGGUUGACGACAUUGGACUUGUUUUGGAUACAGAAGCAAUGAAUGAGGAUGAACAGCAGGGGCCUUCUAACAUUAUAUCUGACAACAUGACUGUAUGA